UUUAUCACUUCAGUUCUGUCUUACAACAUGAGAUAGCACAUUCUAUUUUUUUACAUUCUUUCUCUGUGAAUUAUUUGUUUUCAAGAGGAAGCACGCGAUAAUAUAUUGUUGCGAAUAUAUCUUAUAGCACACACAAAACGAUUUUGGAAAUAUACUUAAAUCGACUGAUAUACUUUUAUCGCCAAGUCACGAAGUCACGAAGUCACUUAAGUUAUAAAGUUCAUUCUUACAAUGAGUGUUUUUGUGAUACUGAUGAAAUCACCAUCCAUGCAUAUUUUUAACUUCAGCUUCACAGCGACAAGCCAAGCAAGAUGUUACUCAAAAAUUGGAUUUGUCGGAUUGGGCAAUAUGGGCAGUCAUAUGGCGAAAAAUCUGUUGAAGAAGGGCUACAAGCUUACUGUAUAUGACGUGAACAAAUCGGCGGUGGCGAAUUUAGUGGAGGCGGGUGCAAACAAUGCACCAAAUGCAGCUGAAAUGUCGAAGGAUGUUGAAGUCGUUAUUUCAAUGUUACCUUCGAAUCAACAUGUUCUCGAUGUUUACACCGGCGAAAACGGUACACUCAGUACAGCGAGAAAGAAUACUUUAUUAAUCGAUAGCAGUACUGUCGAUCCAUCUGUAUCUCAAACGAUCGCAUUGCAGGCUCGGAAACAUAAUUUGAGAUUUAUGGAUAGCCCUGUAUCGGGAGGUGUAAAUGCGGCCAAAGAUGGGACUUUGACAUUUAUGGUAGGUGGUUCAAAAGCAGAUUUCGACGAUGCAAAAUCCGUACUCGAAGUUAUAGGAUCUAGGAUUGUACAUUGCGGCGAUGUAGGCAUGGGUCAAGCCGCGAAGUUAUGUAAUAAUAUGUUAUUAGCUAUUAGUAUGAUUGGCACCGCCGAAGCAUUCAAUCUGGGACAAAAACUGGGUUUGGAUGCCAAAGUGUUAGCCGACAUUAUAAACUCCAGCUCAGGUAGGUGCUGGUCUUCCGAUCUCUACAAUCCGGUUCCGGGAAUCCUGCCCAAUAUCCCUAGUUCGAGAAAUUAUGAGGGUGGUUUUGGUACAACAUUGAUGGUCAAAGACUUGGGAUUAGUGCAGUCCGCUGCAACCAGAACACAAGCACCGAUUCCUCUCGGUUCUUUGGCACAUCAAAUUUAUAGAGCAGUCAUUGCGCAAGGAUUCUCGACUAAAGAUUUCAGUGUAGUUUAUCAAUUUCUUAAAGGUAAAAAUUGAAAAAAGACUAGAAUAUAUUAAUUUUAUGUUUUUAUGAUAUAUGUAUAUAUGUAUAUAUGUAUACUGUAUAUACAUACAUAUUGUCUGUGAAUGAAAUAAAUGAAUUUUAUAUUUGUGUUGUAUA
This is a messenger RNA of Linepithema humile (Argentine ant), 1330 nucleotides long. NCBI's taxonomy places the organism in Eukaryota, Metazoa, Arthropoda, Insecta, Hymenoptera, Formicidae. The record is from RefSeq and is a predicted model, not a curated record.